CCCCUGACGCUCAGCACGGCCACCCCGUAGCUCGCUGCACUAAAGGACUGUGGCAGUGCCGACCCAGUUCGGUACUUAGGACCGAGAACGUUAGGCUAAGAGUACGACGCAGUCAGCGCGGUCCCCGGGCCGCGCUGCGCACCACACGAGCGCAGAGGGCGACGCCCGCAGCGCCCGAGCCUCAGGAGCCAGCCCCUUGCCCUCGACACACCGGGACCUACUGACUGGGGAGCGCAGCGCCGGGGCUGCGCGGCCGCAAAGGAGCUCUCGCGUGUCGUAAAAGGGCCGCACGCGGGCACGGCUCCGCCAGACGGCUGGGGCUCCAUUUUGGACGCCGACUCGGCUGUGGAAAGUUUGGAGGACCUGUUGCUCGUCACGGAGGCGCUCCCGCCGAGCUCGGCUCCGCGUCCGGCGCUCGCGGUCGGCGGCCCGGCCUCCCGGGCUCGGCGAGCAGGCCCGCGGCGGGGCGGCGGGGCGGCGGCGCCGCGAUGGGGCCGGCGGGCGCGGACGAGCGGCCGGGGCCCGAGCAGCCCCGCGCGCGCCCCCGGAGCCCCGCGCGCGCCGCCCUGGAGCGCGAGCACGUGCGCGCGCACCUGCGGGCGCGCCUGAUGCUGUUGGAGGUGAGCAUCCUGCUGGAGCGGCUGGAGGGCGAGGUGGCCGCGGUGGAGGGCGCCGUGGGGCAGGGCCGCUGCGGGAGCGGCGAGGCGGAGGCGCGGGUGCUGCAGCUGUGCGAGAGGGCGGAGAGGAAGGCCGCCGAGGUGGCGCGCGUGGGGCGGAGGAUCGUGGAGCUCCACGGGCAGAUGGACGGCUGCGGCUUCUCCUGACGGUCGCGGGGGAAGCUUGAGGUCAGAGUUCUGCAAGAGAGAAGACACUACUUGGACGCAGCUGCUGAAACAAGAAGCCGGACCCCAGUCAGGGAGGUGGAUGCCACCGCUUUGGAUCGGAUUGAGAGGCCCCCCAGGGGCUGUCGGGCGCGGAGAGUGAUGUCCCCGCUUUGGGAUUCUGCAGUCCGUCAGCUCGGAGGAGGAGAGCUGUGUUGUUUCCUUUUCUUUGUUUGCUUGUUUGUUUUUUCCAGAAGCAUAAUGUUUUCUGUGGCAUGUAAACUGGUGCACUCUGUGUAACGUGUCUGGUAAGCACCGUAGACUAGAGGAUCAGUUCUGGGUGCCGUGAAUUUUGGCUGAGUUUGAGGUAAACCUUUUUGAUCCAGUCGCGAGUUUCAGGAGCUUCUGCGCCUCAGCUGCACAUGACAGCUGCGUGGCCUGGAGGGUUUGGGGGAGGACCUGGAGCUGACGGGCCCCACACCGAUAGCAGGGAGCACCUUCCAGGCUUAGAUGACACCCGGCCGAGGUCCUCAGAGCAGAGCUCCCAGGAACUGAGAGCAGAGCUCUAGCUUGUAAAGUCUGUUUUCCUGGAAAACACGCAUUGAAAGCCAGUUUUAAGAAUCUUUCUGCAAAUUACCAAAGCCAUUGACUCGGCCAGGAAAUGGUGAGAUAAAUAAUAAAUUGUUUUCACAACGACA
Hyaena hyaena (striped hyena) is the source of this 1519-nucleotide messenger RNA. Its product is annotated as putative MORF4 family-associated protein 1-like protein UPP. The transcript is spliced from 2 exons. Lineage: Eukaryota; Metazoa; Chordata; Mammalia; Carnivora; Hyaenidae. The record is from RefSeq and is a predicted model, not a curated record. The coding region runs from base 489 to 824 and encodes 111 amino acids.